This is a messenger RNA of Ilyonectria robusta, 2169 nucleotides long. RefSeq lists its product as uncharacterized. NCBI's taxonomy places the organism in Eukaryota, Fungi, Ascomycota, Sordariomycetes, Hypocreales, Nectriaceae. The coding region runs from base 1 to 2169 and encodes 722 amino acids. The transcript has 5 exons. The record is from RefSeq and is a predicted model, not a curated record.
AUGCAGGCUGAGGAUGUGGUUCCCGUCGCCAACGGCACGUCACUGACAUCCAACUGUCUCAAGUAUGCCGACGAAAACCCCAGCGACUUCCUCAACUAUCUGCGAACCUGGUGGGAGAGCAAUGCGGCUGCAGCAACGGAGGAUCCAUCUGGGAUAACAACCCUGAAAGACACCAAAGUCCUCUGCCUGGGUGGAGACCGAUUGGCCCUCUCACGAACCUACCUUCCCGUCCCGAAGCUUCUAUCUCUUUGCGAGGGAUACAUGCUCGAGAACGAACCCUUUCCUUUCCUCAAGUUGAAAACGCCCCCAACAGACGACGAAGAUCUUGGCGAAUGGGCUUUCCUCGCGUCGCACUUUGCCGUUGGGACUCGGAAUGACCUGAACUUUUACCUCGACAUUCUCCGCUUUAUUCGGCAAAAGAACCGCCGUGAACAAGUCAGGCUUCCGCGCCGAAUCUUGCAGCUGUACCUCCGCAUCCAUGCCGCCUGCGAGGCGUCUAAUGAUACGCUGCAGGCUCAGCAAAAAGUUAGAGAGGUCUUUGGUAAGACCGAUCUCAUUUUACGACAUGGAUGGUGGCAUAGCCUCGGUUCAUGUUUCCUAGAAUCCAACGGCCGACCGCGUGGCUGGACCUUUGUCUUUCCGCCCGAGGAUAGCUGGAACGCGAACGACGCGGAGCGUGCGGAAUUACGACAAUUUUAUCAGCAAACAUUGAAAAUUCCCAAUGCGAUUUCAUUGAAGGACAUAUUGGAUCGUCUCGACGCAGCCCGUGCCGAUACCUCCAUUCACCCCAAUUUGGGACUGGAUAAGCUGUACGGUGCUAUCGAUGAGAUGGUCCCCCGUCUCUCCGAGAGAGAAGUGAUGGAGCUGAGAUCUUCCUUCGAGGAAAAGGCUUACAUCCGUGCAUUUUCUAAUGGUUCAACGGGGUGGCACAAGCUAUCGGCCUGUGUCUGGGCCCCUGGGUUGAAUAUCCCGGGCAAGGUCGAUUUGAGCGACGACUACGGCAGACUCGAGUCAUUUUUCACCGACUCUCUAAAGGUCUCCAGUGGGUUCCGCAUGGUUUAUAGCCACUUGAUAAACCUGGACCCAGAAGGUGUGUCGACAAUGGCCGUGAAAGAAAUGAUUUGGUCAUUAAAUGCGUCACUGCCGGAUCAUGGAGAUUCGCUGGAUCCGAAGCCCUUCUGUUCCAGUUCAGUGUUCCCGGUGAGGAAGACAAACGGCGUGGUUAAGCUCUCGUCAGCGGAAACGGAGUUUUCGAUCAUCGACAGAGAUUUCCUUGAGGAACAAUUCUCAGGCAUGGUGGAGAUGCUUGAUUUCACUGCUCACGAGAUCUGGCGUCUUGAGCCUCUGAUGGUAUGGGCCAAUCUCGAAAGCCGAUACCUGUCCUGGAAUGUUGCAGAGGCUAGCUAUCUCGAAGGUUCUACGCCUGAGUUGGUUCCGGGAGGAUUUACAGCGGCGAGGAGUCGGGGUCUUGUCCGUAUUGCGAGUCAUUUUCGGAGUCCUCGAGUCAAAACCGCCGCGGAACGACGGUCGAUCAUCAGCAUCAUCGAGAAAACCACCUUCUACCAGACUGAUGACAUGUUUCUGCAACUCGCCUUGAGCACAAAUAACAAUGGUGUGUCCACGGUCGACAAGAUCCCAAGUCAGCUGCACAUUGAAGAGUGCAGUGAUCACUUGAAAAUCUACAUACCCCAUGGCGAAGUAGCCCAGGAGUUCUGCUUCGCGCAAAAGUUGCCGCGUCGUUUGGUGGAGUGGAUAAUGACCGAACCCAGCUCUGACGUGAUUGGAAGAGUUGACGAGGUUGCCGUGGGUCUUUUCAAGACUCUCUUUACUAUUCGAGAUGAAUUGGUCGAUCCUAUACUUGAUGCGGAAGGGAUAGUGAUGGUUGAUGGCUUGGACUCAUCAGUUACCGACAGCCCAAGACAGAUUGAAUCCAAGCCGGUAGCGUCGGGCAACCGACGAAUUCUCAUUCCGACGGGAAAGCGAAGUCGGGCGAACUCCAACUCUCCAUCGACAAGGCCGUCAUCAGUCGACUCGACACCACUCGGGAAACGAAGUCGGGCGAAUUCCACAGUCCGAGGACUUGGACCGGUCGAUCUCCCAUCGCCGGGAUAUGUUGAGGCUACCCUUCAGCUGGAGUCGCUUCAGAUUUCAGAGCUGGAAUCAAAUUAG